Molecule: messenger RNA, 3120 nt
Organism: Epinephelus lanceolatus (giant grouper)
Lineage: Eukaryota; Metazoa; Chordata; Actinopteri; Perciformes; Serranidae
Gene: rbms1b
Product: RNA binding motif, single stranded interacting protein 1b
Cellular component (GO): ribonucleoprotein complex
Molecular function (GO): RNA binding
Source: RefSeq, a predicted model, not a curated record
ACAAACGGGGCUGGGCAAUCGAAGUUGGGACAAUUUACGGAGGUUUCUGUUACCGGAUAGUCGACGACAAUAAGGCUAUGUACACAGCUAAUAUGUGCGGAAUGCUAUUUUUGUGUCCUUUAGCGGAGUAAGGAGGCUUUCCAUGUCAAAAAAUAUUCUACUUUUACGAGGAGUUUGGUGUUUUUCGCGAGAGAAAUUGUAGCUUAACUGAAGAAAAUUGCCCUCCCUCUUCGAACUGAGGAUGAUUUUUGCUAAUACUGGAAACCCACUAAGGACUCCGUAUCGCAAACAGCCACCUGUUGCCUCAUCGUCACACCCCAUGGCUCCACCCAGCCCGAGCACCAACAGCACCAACAACAGCAGCAGCAGCAGCACUGCAGGCUGGGACCAGCUCAGCAAAACCAACCUCUACAUCCGAGGCCUGUCGCCUUCGACCACGGACCAUGACCUGGUCAAGCUCUGUCAGCCGUACGGCAAAAUUGUAUCAACAAAGGCCAUCCUGGACAAGACUACAAACAAAUGUAAAGGAUAUGGCUUUGUGGACUUCGACAGCCCCGCUGCAGCUCAGAAAGCCGUGGCUGCUCUAAAGACCACUGGUGUCCAAGCUCAGAUGGCAAAGCAACAAGAACAGGACCCGACAAACUUGUACAUCUCCAACUUGCCCGUGUCGAUGGAUGAGCAGGAACUGGAGAACAUGUUAAAGCACUUCGGCCAGGUCAUAUCUACACGCAUCUUGAGGGACUCCAGCGGCAACAGCAGAGGAGUGGGCUUUGCAAGGAUGGAGUCAACUGAAAAAUGUGACGCAGUCAUUUCUCACUUCAAUGGAAAGUUUAUUAAAACACCUGCAGGUGUUCCGGCACCAUCUGAACCUUUGCUGUGCAAGUUUGCUGAUGGUGGACAGAAAAAGCGACAAAGUCAGAAUAAAUUUGCCCUGAAUGGUCGCGGUUGGGGAAGGGACAGUGACUCCAGACUGGCUGGAAUGACACUCACGUAUGACCCCAAUGCAGCUGCUAUGCAAAAUGGAUUUUUCCCACCAGCAUACAGUAUUUCAAACAGGAUGAUUGCUCAAGCAUCCAUGUCUCCUUACAUGUCUCCGGUUUCAACGUACCAGGUGCAGAACCCAUCCUGGGUGCCUCAUCAACCCUACAUCAUGCAGCACCCAGGUACUGUGAUAUCGCCCUCUAUGGACCCAUCUCUGUCACUACAGCCUACUUCCAUGAUGGCACCUCUUGCACAGCAGAUGAGUCACCUCUCUCUGGGCAGUGCAGGAACGUUUAUGGCCGCCAACACAGCUAUGCAAGGAGGAUAUAUCCCACAGUAUGCACACAUGCAGACAUCAAAUGUUCCUGUAGAGGAAAAUGGUGCACAGUCACAAGUGGACUCUUCCGGCAAUCAUUCCCCAUAUUCCUACCAACAAACCAAGUAGUGCUGAGGCAACAUCGGGACGACAGCUACAACAAUCAUGUCUACAAAUGCAACAGAUGCUGAGGAUCUUUUCACUGUUUUGCACAGGUUCUGCAAAUGUUUAAGUGAGAGUAUUUUUGGUAUCAUUUUCAGAGAGAAUAUCUGAGCUCAUCAAGUGAUUCAAAUUAUAUUAAAAAAAAAGAAAAAAGAUUUGAAAAAGUUUUAUUUUCAUACUAGAAAACGUUUUAUUUUUUACCGAGGAUUGCCACAGGAUGCGAGGAAGAAUCACGUGACUAGUUGUUCGAAGUGCAUGACAGUAAAUAUGUUUUGUUAAUACUUCCAUUUCCUUUUCCGAAGACUUUUUUUCAGCCAGACAUUUUGAAAGUGAUGUUUUUGUGCUUGCUGUGUGAGUGUUGCUAUGGUGAAGUGUUACGUGUUGUUUUCUUGUAAAGUGAUUUCUCUUAGUACUUUAGAUUGAUCUUGCUGUCUGAUUCGAAUUUGCCUUCAUAGUUUUGAUACAGAAGUUGUACAGACCACCACAGAGAGCAGCAAUAAGCAAAUAAUUUAGAGAGCUAUUGCCUUGGAAAUGAGCUAUGUCAGACUUUUUCUAAUGAAGUCAAGGUGUUAUUGCUUUUUCCCCUCCCAAAACUGAUAGACAAGUAGAAGAUAUUUAGAGAAAACCGGAAAACGACUCCACAUCUGAUGAUUUUAUUGGAUGUAAUAUUUAUUUAGUAAGAAGACCUUACAUGUUUCUGGAUGUUGGAAUGUGUUACCUUUUGAAUCUUGCCUUUUUGAUUACUUGGUAUAGUAGAAUAGCUGAAAUUGAACUUGGCAGGGCGGGGGAAUGGGCGGGGCAAAUGUGUUUUGUUUGUCGGUCAUCUUUUUGUCUUUCGGGGUAAUGUUAAUUGUUAUUUUCAUGGGAUGUCUCUUUUUUCACUUUUAUUUGAAAAAAAAAAACUAACAGGAAAACACAGACUUAUGAUUGUGCAAAAAAAAACCUCAUCAAAGCCUUUUAAUAGAACUUUGGCAGAAGUUCAGCAAGUUUGAGGGCAACAUGAGAUGAAUAUGUGUAUUUUAUUGCACCUCGCUCUUUGAUAGGAAACAGACAGGCACUUUCAAUCGUAGUUUACUUCACCAAAGAUUGUGAGCUAAUACACUGAGGAAAAUCAUUUGUCUCUGUAACCAGGAUACAAGUGACUCUGCAAACUAGACUGCAGUUUGGACAGUGUGCCUUUUUUUGUACAACUAUUAUUACAUACAGUUUUCAUAUGUAAUUGUACAGUACGGACACACAUGAGCAUGAAGGAAGGCCUGGAUCCAACAAGUGCCACAAAUUAAUUUCAUACUUAAAAAUGCAACAUUAUAGUUAGGAUUAAGUCGAAGGGACAGGUCACCCCAAAAUCAAAAACACUUUUUUUCCUGUAGUGCUUUUGAGAUUGUUUUGGUGUUGCCAAGUGUUGGUGAUAUUGGUUGUAAAGAUGGCCGCCUUCUGUUGAAUAUAAUGGAACUAGAUGACACUAGUGACAAAUGUCGCUUUCCAGAAAUCAUGACCCUGUUACUCAAGAUUAUCCACAGACCAUGUUGUAGGAACUAUUCUCUUUCUACCGAACUACAAUUGCCAACCGUAUCACUGUGCAGAAGAAAGCAUGCAUCUACUGCUAGCUCACCUAGCACCACUGAGCUAGCUAACGUUACAGCUCAGCCAAGGAGGACGUC